AAGACAAGUAUUCACAUUCAGAGUUACCCAAUGGUUAAGGAGACCAUCGAUAUAGUUCUGGGAAUACCGGGUGUUCAGGCCCUUGAGGACUCCAAAAACUCUGUGCUCUUCCCAGUAGAUUCCUACAUGCACACUCAACCAAUGAUCAAGCCGAUAGUUGAAACCAUCGAUAACAUGGGAGAACUGACAUUGAACCUUGUCGAUUCCACUGCACCAUGCUUGAAAACUGCAACUUUCAACACCGUUGGUGAAGUGGUUAUGACACCUUUCGUCGAGUUGGAACAGGCAAAGCUGCAGGCCCUUAACUGGACCAAUGAAACCGUUGAUAGACACAUGUUGGCACCAGCGAGAAGACUGAUCCAUGAUACUCGUUCCUAUUACAACAAGCAUUUCUACGAUACCCACGGUAAGCCACUAGUGAGAGGAUCGUUGGAUCCUGCAAUGAGACUUGUCAAUCAUACGUUGGAGGAGUUUGCAAAGAAUAACCUUCCAGAACCUGAUAUUCCCUUCAGUACUGAUGCCAAAACCGAGGUGGAAAAGACAGUGGUUUUGGCCAUGGACAUUACCAAGCGUUCUGUCCCAGUUGUCAUCUCCAAAAAGGUUGAAGUCAUGAUGCUGCCAUAUACCUACAGCAAUCAUGUGGUUAAAGUAUUCAAGAGUAAUGUCUCCAAACAA
Molecule: messenger RNA, 675 nt
Organism: Williopsis jadinii
Lineage: Eukaryota; Fungi; Ascomycota; Saccharomycetes; Phaffomycetales; Wickerhamomycetaceae
Gene: SPS4
Product: Sps4p
Exons: 1
Source: RefSeq, a predicted model, not a curated record